GGUUUGUGGGUAGCUGCCCGUGUCCUUGUACGAGCUUCUGAGGCGCAUUGAUAUCAGCCUCUGUUAGUGUUUGCUGUUUCAGAGGUAGAAGCUCGGCCCCGGUCUCUCUUUUGGUUUGCCCUCUGAUACACCGAGUACCCGAACCAUGCUGGCUGCCCGGUUCUUACUCCGCCGCUCCAUUCCUGCAUUCUGCCAAGCCCGGUGCUACGCCGACGCGCCGUCUGCCUCUGUGGCCCAGAUGUCCUUCACUUUUGCUUCGCCGACUCAGGUGUAUUAUAAAGAUGCUAACGUGAAACAGAUCGACGUUCCCACCCUGACGGGCGCGUUCGGUAUCCUCCCGGCCCACGUGCCCACGCUGCAGGUCCUGAGACCCGGGGUCGUCACUGUGUUCGGCGAGGAAGGAGCUUCAAGCAAAUACUUCGUGAGCAGUGGUUCUGUGACGGUGAACGCAGACUCCUCUGUGCAGCUGCUGGCUGAAGAAGCAGUGCCGCUAGAGAAUCUGGAUGUAGCUGCUGCCCGGGCUAAUCUGGAGAAAGCACAGUCCGAGCUGAUGGGAGCUGCAGACGAGACAGCCAGAGUUGAGGCUCAGAUCAGCGUAGAGGCCAACGAGGCAAUUGUGAAGGCACUUGAAUAGAGACCCGUUCAUGGGAGUUCUUUGUAUUGGUGUGUAAGUGGGCGUUGCAAUCCAGCAAUCCUGUUUUUUCUUCCUCCUACAUGUUGCGUCGAAACACAAGACAACAUUUGCUUUGUACAGUGGAUCAAAUGAAUACCAAUAAAUUUAUUUCAACUAAUCUA
Molecule: messenger RNA, 795 nt
Organism: Polyodon spathula (Mississippi paddlefish)
Lineage: Eukaryota; Metazoa; Chordata; Actinopteri; Acipenseriformes; Polyodontidae
Gene: atp5f1d
Product: ATP synthase F1 subunit delta
Exons: 5
Coding region: 146-634 (162 amino acids)
Biological process (GO): proton motive force-driven ATP synthesis
Molecular function (GO): proton-transporting ATP synthase activity, rotational mechanism
Source: RefSeq, a predicted model, not a curated record